AUGCGGCUUUCCGAAAGUGCAACGGUAGCGUUCGGCCUUUUUUGUGCCGCGACGGCAUCAGCCCAUCCUCGACGCUCCUACGAGACGCGCGAUUUCUUUGCUCUUCAUCUUGACGAUUCCACCUCCCCAGACGAGAUCGCCCAACGCCUCGGAGCACGCCACGAGGGUCAAGUAGGUGAACUCACACAACACCAUACCUUCUCUAUACCCAAGGAGAACGGUGCAGACCUCGAUGCGCUGCUCGAACAUGCACGAAUCAGAAAAAGGUCAAGUCGUGCCGAAGGACGUGGCAUGACGUUGGACAAGGAAAGAGAUUUGAGUGGUAUACUCUGGUCUCAAAAGUUAGCCCCAAAACAGCGACUAGUAAAGAGGGCUCCUCCAACAAAUGUGGCGUCGAGGGGGUCUGUGAAAGAAGAGGACCCCGUAGCUGCCCAAGCUCAGAAACGGAUUGCCUCUUCACUUGGGAUUACAGAUCCCAUUUUCGGCGGACAGUGGCAUCUUUACAACACUGUCCAGGUUGGCCAUGAUCUCAAUGUUUCGGACGUCUGGUUAGAAGGUAUCACCGGGAAAGGUGUCAUCACGGCUGUGGUCGAUGACGGACUGGACAUGUACAGCAACGACCUCAAACCGAACUACUUUGCUGAGGGCUCCUACGAUUUUAACGACCAUGUACCGGAGCCCAGACCGCGGCUUGGUGAUGAUAGACACGGCACAAGAUGUGCUGGUGAAAUUGGAGCAGCUAGGAAUGAUGUCUGUGGAGUAGGCGUUGCAUACGACAGCCAAGUUGCCGGAAUUCGGAUUUUGUCCGCACCCAUUGACGACGCAGAUGAGGCUGCUGCCAUCAACUAUGGCUUUCAGCGCAAUGAUAUAUAUUCAUGCUCUUGGGGCCCUCCGGAUGAUGGCGCCACGAUGGAGGCGCCAGGGAUUCUUAUCAAACGAGCUAUGGUUAACGGUAUCCAAAAUGGCCGAGGAGGCAAAGGUUCUAUUUUCGUCUUUGCAGCUGGAAAUGGUGCAGGGUACGAUGACAACUGCAAUUUCGACGGCUACACAAACAGCAUUUACAGCAUCACCGUCGGCGCUAUUGAUCGAGAGGGCAAACAUCCCAGCUACUCGGAAUCAUGCUCUGCCCAGUUGGUUGUCGCUUAUAGCAGUGGCUCGAGUGACGCGAUUCAUACCACUGACGUUGGAACUGAUAAAUGUUAUUCACUUCACGGCGGAACUUCUGCCGCAGGCCCGCUAGCUGCGGGUACUAUUGCCCUCGCUCUUAGUGCCCGACCGGAACUAACUUGGCGAGAUGCCCAGUACCUGAUGAUAGAGACCGCAGUUCCCGUCCACGAAGACGACGGGAGCUGGCAGACUACCAAAAUGGGGAAGAAGUUUAGCCAUGACUGGGGGUUUGGGAAAGUAGAUGCAUAUUCACUGGUACAGCUGGCCAAGACGUGGGAGCUGGUGAAACCACAGGCGUGGUUCCACUCACCGUGGCUGCGGGUGAAGCAUGAAAUCCCACAAGGUGACCAGGGUCUUGCCAGCUCAUACGAAAUUACCAAGGAUAUGAUGUAUCAGGCCAAUAUCGAGAAACUGGAACAUGUCACUGUGACCAUGAAUGUAAAUCACACUCGCCGAGGCGACAUCAGUGUGGAGUUGCGCAGCCCCGAAGGUAUCGUCAGUCAUCUGAGUACAGCGCGGCGGUCAGAUAAUGCAAAGGCUGGCUAUGAAGACUGGACGUUUAUGACUGUGGCUCAUUGGGGUGAGUCCGGUGUUGGAAAGUGGACGGUCAUUGUGAAGGAUACCAAUGUCAAUGAUCAUGUUGGAGAAUUCAUCGACUGGCGGCUCAACCUCUGGGGACUUUCGAUCGACGGCUCCAGCCAGCCCCUUCAUCCUAUGCCCGAUGAGCAUGACGAUGACCACUCGAUUGAAGAUGCCAUUGUUGUUACCACUAGUGUUGAUCCUCUCCCAACUAAGACUGAAGCCCCACCUGUCCCAACUGAUCCCGUGGAUCGUCCUGUGAACGCAAAGCCAUCUGCGCAGCCAACGACGCCUUCAGAGGCUCCUGCUCAAGAGACAUCUGAAGCUCCCACCCCGACGAAACCCAGUUCUACUGAAUCACCUUCUACCACCACCUCUGCGGAUAGCUUUUUGCCGUCCUUCUUCCCCACGUUCGGCGCUUCAAAACGGACCCAGGCUUGGAUUUACGCUGCGAUCAGUUCGAUCAUUGUAUUCUGUAUUGGCCUUGGUGUCUACUUCCACGUACAGCGACGAAAGCGUCUGCGUAAUGAUCCGCGUGAUGACUACGAUUUCGAAAUGAUAGAAGAUGAGGAUGAAACGCAGGCUAUGAACGGGCGUUCGGGUCGUACACAACGCCGGGGCGGCGAGCUUUACAAUGCUUUCGCUGGGGAGAGCGACGAAGAACCUUUGUUUAGCGACGAUGAGGAUGAGCCUUAUAGGGAUCAUGCCCUUAGUGAAGAUCGGGAACGGCGAGGGAGCACAAGUGGUGACCAUGCUCGGUCAUAG
Messenger RNA from Aspergillus oryzae RIB40, 2511 nucleotides. It is a transcript of the gene kexB, whose product is annotated as kexin kexB. The transcript is spliced from 2 exons. Gene Ontology annotation, molecular function: serine-type endopeptidase activity. Bases 1 to 2511 code for a protein of 836 amino acids. The record is from RefSeq and is a predicted model, not a curated record. Gene Ontology annotation, cellular component: Golgi membrane; trans-Golgi network. Lineage: Eukaryota; Fungi; Ascomycota; Eurotiomycetes; Eurotiales; Aspergillaceae. Gene Ontology annotation, biological process: protein processing.